UGUACGGCAUCACUUUUAUUGGGGGGUUUUUUUUCUUAUCGAUACCCUCUCGACUGCACCCAUAUCGCGGAACAGCCUCGAUUCCUUUUCAACACCACAUUUGCAACACGACUCGACUCGUCCUCAUCCUGCUCCUAAGCUCGCCAAUCAUGGCGCCCAAACGACCCCUCGACUCCGACAGCGCAGAGGCUCCCGCCGCAAAGAAGCAUCGAAAAGGCUUCCGCGUAGGCCCGCAGAACUUACCAGAUGGUCCGUGGAAGAGAAAAGUGGAUAAGAUAAAGAAAAACCUCAUCCACAAGGCGAAGGUGAAAAAGGCAUACAAAAAGAUAAAGGCCGCCGAAUUAGCCUCCUCUUCUUCUUCCAAGCCCGAGCUUGCUGCCGCUGCCGAAGGCGCCGAGGAAGCCCCUUCGUCGGCACAAAUUCACCCCGAAAGGCAGGCCAUGCUAGGCGAGGACGACCAGCCAGAUCCGUCCUCACUGCCCCCCGACGACGUCCGCAGUCCGCGUAAGCGGAGGGGGAAAGCACGCAAACCCGGGUAUUUCGACAAGGCCCUGCUCAAGGCCGAGGUCAAGAAGGCCGAGGCGGAAGCCCGUGCCCAAGAAGCCGAGAAGAGGAAGGAGGAACGAAAUCGCAAGAGCGCCGAACGCGAGAGGUUCAGGAAGGCCAUGGCGAAGGCGCGGGCCCCCGGUCGAGACGGUCAACGCCGAUUGGGCCGAGAGAGCGGAUUGUUGCUUGAGAAAGUGAAGAAGUUGGUCGGAGAGGGAAACUGAAAGAGGCACUCAUGCCUGGUAGCGACGUCGCGAGCCCUGCGCACCAAGGGCUACCCUACAUUUGCAGCCGGUAAUCUCCUU
Durotheca rogersii is the source of this 851-nucleotide messenger RNA. RefSeq lists its product as uncharacterized. Lineage: Eukaryota; Fungi; Ascomycota; Sordariomycetes; Xylariales; Xylariaceae. Gene Ontology annotation, molecular function: DNA-binding transcription factor activity. Gene Ontology annotation, biological process: regulation of DNA-templated transcription. The transcript has 3 exons. The coding region runs from base 150 to 770 and encodes 206 amino acids. The record is from RefSeq and is a predicted model, not a curated record.